This is a messenger RNA of Juglans microcarpa x Juglans regia, 918 nucleotides long. RefSeq lists its product as uncharacterized. The transcript has 2 exons. The record is from RefSeq and is a predicted model, not a curated record. Lineage: Eukaryota; Viridiplantae; Streptophyta; Magnoliopsida; Fagales; Juglandaceae. The coding region runs from base 1 to 918 and encodes 305 amino acids.
AUGGUGUGCAACAAUCCCAACGGAUUAUUAUCCGUCAUGCUAAACUCAAUCUAUGACGACAAAAAUGAUGGUGUGGAAUUUGCGUGGCAUAGGCACUUCAAAGAAACGCUUAAGGAGGUUGGUCAGGAAAUAUUAAUAUCUAUGUUGGCUAUUUCGGAACCGUUCGUGAAGGAGGAUUCGAUGUUUCGCUUCGCGCAGUAUUUAGAUUUUUCUAACUAUUGCUCGAAUGAAGCAAUAGGUGGUAAAAUGUGGGUAAUGUGGAAUGGGCAGGAUGAUUUUGAGGUGGAGAGUAUGUCAGAUCAAAUGAUCACAGGUUGGGUGGUCGUUAAUGGGUCAAAAGUGCUUGUCACGUUUGUUUAUGUGAAAUGCUCCUUUUCAGAUUGUAUGGGGCUAUGGUUUGAUCUGGAAGCUUUACUUGUAGGUUUGAAUCCUUGGAUUAUUGUGGGGGAUUUUAACAUUAUUAGAGAGGACAUGGAACAAAUUGGGGGGCAACCUAGACCUUUGGGUGCUAUGGAGGAAUUUAAUAAUUGUCUGAAUAAUUGUGUGAUGGUGGAGUUGACGUCACAGGGUGGUUGUAUGUCUUGGUUCAAUGGGCAUGCUGGUCAGACUAGGAGAUGGGCAAAGCUUGAUCGGGCUGUUUGGAUGGAACCAGUGCAUGGUGCGGGAAUGUGCAAGUUGGCGUCUAAAUUAAAAAAGGCUAAGAUUGCAUUAAAGAGGUGGAAUGAAGAGGUCUUUGGACGAGUGGAUGUAACUAUCAAGGAGUUAGAGUCGCGCAUAUUGUAUCUAGAGGAGCAACUGAAAAGGGAAUAUGAUCAGGAGGUGGAAACAAAGUUCCAAUGUGAAUUGGAUUAUUGGGAGAAGAGGGGAGGAGAUGCGUGUAUCCCAAAUUGCGAAGAAGCAAUGGUUAGUGGAGGUUGA